This is a messenger RNA of Odobenus rosmarus divergens (Pacific walrus), 862 nucleotides long. It is a transcript of the gene OPALIN, whose product is annotated as oligodendrocytic myelin paranodal and inner loop protein. The record is from RefSeq and is a predicted model, not a curated record. The transcript has 6 exons. Gene Ontology annotation, cellular component: cell-cell contact zone; plasma membrane. Bases 1 to 501 code for a protein of 166 amino acids. Lineage: Eukaryota; Metazoa; Chordata; Mammalia; Carnivora; Odobenidae.
AUGGCCCACUUGCUGCUGCUCCCCCUCUUUUGCUGUCCCCCCAAAGGGACCUUUGUCUUGGGCCUGCUGACAUCAAGUUUCUCACUGAACUUCACACUGCCGGCCAACACGACUUCCUCCCCACCUGCUACAAAUGGGAAAGAAGCAGACUGUGGGCCCUCUCUUGGAUUAGCAGCAGGCAUCCCGUCCCUGGUGGCCACAGCCCUGCUGGUGGCUUUACUAUUUAUGCUGAUCCGCCGAAGAAGAAGCAGCAAUGAGUCCACGGAGGAAAGUGAGAGACCAUGUGAAAUUUCAGAAAUCUAUGACAAUCCCAAGAUUGCUGAGAAUCCUAGGAGAUCACCCACACAUGAGAAGAAUCUGACGGGAGCAGAAGGAGCCCACAUAUAUGUGAAGACUGUAGCAGGAAGCGAGGAGCCCAUGCAUGACACGUACCGUCCUCCUGUCGGAAUGGAGAGAAGAAGGGGAUUGUGGUGGCUUGUGCCCAGAUUGAGCCUGGAAUGAGGCAGUUCAGUCAAGGAACAGAUCUAGAGCUGGAACAGAGCUGAAAACCCAGGGAUCUAUGCUCAGAGUGAGGAGAGAUACUAAGCUGCUUCUUAACCAAUCCAAAUUCCCAUUGCAGAUCUGGAAAACUUUUGGGUUGAUUUGUCUCUGUAGGUGACAGAGCUAAGGACUCAUUCCAACACUCAGAUCUUGUUGUUUAAUAAGCAGUGAAGCACCAAGUGAGGUCCAGAAGGAGCCCUUUGAUCCUAGUCUUGACCUAUGCUUUUCUUCAUGAUUUUGGGAAAGGGGCUUGAUUUCUGUGUAUCUUGCCUUAUCAUCUCUUUUCCACAUCUCUUUUCUCAAAAAAACAAAACAAAACAAA